Molecule: messenger RNA, 1881 nt
Organism: Trypanosoma conorhini
Lineage: Eukaryota; Euglenozoa; Kinetoplastea; Trypanosomatida; Trypanosomatidae
Product: putative GUP1
Exons: 1
Coding region: 1-1881 (626 amino acids)
Cellular component (GO): endoplasmic reticulum
Molecular function (GO): acyltransferase activity
Source: RefSeq, a predicted model, not a curated record
AUGCAUGAAUGCCCCAGAAGCCACGGGGAAAACGGCUGUGUUGCGGUGUCUCCGCCAUAUCUCAAGAGAAACUCGAUUGAGUAUCUUUUUUGCGUCGGGUCACUUUGUCUGGCGGUGUUGUACUUUCUUGUCAUUGACAUUGGGCGGGUGUCGCGUCGACAUGUUGCAUUACUCGAGGAUUCACUUGCGCCCGCGUGGCCGCCCUUUUGCUGGCUAGGUUCAAAGGGUAUGGAUAUCAAGGAUAGCCAGUGGCGUCAGUUCACGUUGGUGCUCCCUAUCGUUAUUCCGGCCUUUGCUCUUUUUCUUUACAUUUCGCACCGACUUCGGAAGCGUGGAAAUGGAAAGGAGUUGGAGUCGUUGCAUGUGCUUCACAUUAUUGCGGGUUUGGUGAUUGGCUUUGGCAUUAGUGGUCCGGGCUUCUUAUUUACUGUUGUUAUUCUCUUUGGGAACUUCUACGGUGCGAGGAGACUGCAUAAGACGGUUCCCUUCACGGCGUUUAUGGCGAUUAUGUGGGGAACGCAUAUUGCUUUACUUUUCGUUAACAGUUACUUUGACGGUUACCGAUUUGCCUGGAUUGGGCUUGGGUUUCUCGACACACUGGUAGACCCAGUCAUGCGAUGGACGGUGCAUUACAACAUGAGCGUGCUUCGUAUGAUAGCCUUCAACACGGACAUGCAUGAGGCCCUUCUGGCGUCUUCGGAGCGACGCCAAAAAGCCAUAGACAAACAUGACAUGUCGUGCAUUGAAUGUGCACAGCUUCGUGAGGCAAGCGCUAACAAAGGGGGUGGUUCAGUUCCGUUCGGUUUAGACGCUGGAGGCUUGCGUUGUUACAAGUUUCGCACCGAGUAUCCACUCGAUGCGGGUGAGUACAAUCUACUGAGAUAUCUUGGUUACGUUUUUUACCCUCCACUUUAUAUAGCGGGUCCCAUUUCUUCCUUUAAUGCGUAUGUGUCUUACUUGAAGGAGCCCUGGCGGCCGAUGGAUGGGAAAUUCCUGCGACACUACUCUCUACGCACACUUUUCAGUUUUAUGCUGAUGACGACCACGGUGCACUACAUUUAUGCGGUUGCCAUACUGGAGAAUGGGGCGGCGUUUGCCUCCAUCUCUUUCUCUCGGAGGGCCUUAGUGCUUUAUCUUCAGCUUGCCUUUUUGUGGCUGAAGUUUAACUGCGUGUGGAAGUUAUUUCGACUAAUUGCACUCUUGGACGGCUUUGACGUGCCGGAGGACAUGCGUCGGUGCUUUAGUAGCACCGUGAGCAUCCGAGACUUUUGGAGGGAUUGGCACGCCUCCUUCAAUUUGUGGAUUGUGCGCUACAUGUACAUACCCAUGGGCGGAAACAAGAAGAAACAUCUCAACAUCUUCCCCAUCUUCUUCUUCAUAGCCAUUUGGCACGACAUUGAGCUUCGGAUGAUGCAUUGGGCAUGUAUUAUUUGUGUCUGCUUCGUUGUGGAACUUUUUUUGACGCAAGUCGUAUUUCAUCCAAGCGCGCCGAUUGUCGUGGUGCUGGCACGCCGACCGGUGCUCUACCGGCACAUGCGCACUCUUGGUGCAUGCGCGAUUAUGCUGCAGUUGGUUAUUGUAAAUCUUGUGGGCUUUGGCAUUGGGCUUGGCGGAGCACAACAAAACCUAAGUGCGAUGUGGACAGAUUCCCCUCUCUCCUUCCGCUUGCUCAUGGUGUUUUACUUUUACCUGGCAGCCACGAUUGCCAUUCAGGAAAGGGACCAGAAAGAGUUCGAGGAACAGCAGUGCCGCGUGAAGUACGGUCUCACAGGUGCCAAGGGCAAGACUUUGGCAGCAGUGGCGCCUGCCGUUGAAGUCGCUCUCGAUGGCAGUGAGGGAGCAGACUUUGGAAAAAAUGCAAACCAUUUGAGUCAUACAUGA